This is a messenger RNA of Canis lupus familiaris (dog), 1258 nucleotides long. RefSeq names its product natural cytotoxicity triggering receptor 2. The transcript has 5 exons. Gene Ontology annotation, cellular component: cell surface. Lineage: Eukaryota; Metazoa; Chordata; Mammalia; Carnivora; Canidae. The record is from RefSeq and is a predicted model, not a curated record. Gene Ontology annotation, molecular function: signaling receptor activity. The coding region runs from base 250 to 1098 and encodes 282 amino acids.
ACUAAGCGUGAGGUUUCUGACCACUCCUAGGGGCAGUGAGGUUUGGAGUUCUUGCUCAGACCUCUAAGUGCUCCUGAGCUUGACACUCACCUUCAGCGUGGCUUUCCCUGGAGCAGGGGGCAAAGUCCGGGUCCUGCAAAGAAGAGGCAGUGCAGAGAGAAAGGCCGGUGGGAAGCCUGUUAUUUGACCACAGUUUCCUCCUGGCCAUCCCAGCUCCUCCCCCAAGGCAGAAGGGAAGACCCAGGAUCUAUGUGCCAAGCAGGGCUGUUGCCUCCACAUCCAGACUCACGCUUGUCCCUGGAGGUCCCCGCUUCCCUCUGCCCGUGGCCAACCCUCCCCAAGUCUCCCACUCCCCAGGCUGGCCUUGGCCUUUCCCAUUUUGUUCAUCUUAGAAGGCUGGAAGAGCUGAGCAGAGUCAGACCAGCUCCCGGUUCCCUUUCCCCUGUGUCCCCUAUGUCCCCUGCUGCCAGCACACAGGGAAAGGACUGGAUGGUCUGGAAAGCCUCGCUCCUGCCACUGCUGCUGCUGCCACUGCUGAUCCCAGGUUCAUGGGCACUACCAGAGGCUCAGCAUCUUCAUCGAGUGGCAGGGCAGACACUUUCAGUGACAUGCCGGUACACCCCCAAAGGCUGGCCCUACCAAAGGAAGGGCUGGUGUAAGGAGGUGUCGCCGUUCAAGUGCACCAGGUUAGUCAGCAGCUCCAGUCCCCACAAGCUGGUUCAAGCCUCUCGAUUCUCAAUCUGGGACAACCCUAGCACCGGCCUCUUCAUCGUCACCAUGAUUGGUCUGAAGGAGGAAGACUCGGGAUACUACUGGUGUAGAAUCUACCAUGCUUCCAGCAACUCUGUCUCUAAGUCUGUAAGAUUCUAUCUGGCAGUGUCUCCAGCUCCUACCUCCAUGCAGGCCACCCAGGCUUCCAGUGAACUGGUCUCAUCACAGACCCAGAGCUCUUUUCCCACCACAGCUUCCUCUACCACCAUCACCCCUUCACAGCCACAAAACUCCACCCUCCACUCUGCAGCCCCCAGCACUCUGGUGCCCGUGCUCUGUGCCUUCCUUGUGGCCAAGAGCCUGGUGCUAUCGGCCCUGCUUGUCUGAGCCUCAAGGAGUCCACACGUACAACACAGAGGGAGGUCUCUGAUGUGCCCAGCUCAGCCCAGACACCAGGCCUUGGGGUCCAAGAAGGAUGGCCAAACUCCCCCAGGCCCCCGAAGAGCUCCUCCGUGGCCUCUGAACCCCAUGCUUUCUGCAAAGAAAA